UUUGGUAUUGGAGGAUUUAGUAUGAGUGUUGUUGUUGGGCACUCAGCAUCCUGUUUUGCUGUUGGGAAAUACGCUACUGGAAACUUCUACCCGAUUAAUUUGAGGGCAAUAGUUGGACUUAGUGGUUGGCUUCCAAGUGCAAGGAACUUGAGGAACAAGAUGGGAGGUUCAUAUGAUGCUGCAACGAGGGCCGCGUCCUUGCCAAUUUUCAUCUGUAAUGGAAAAUCUGAUGAAGUAGUUGCAUAUAAAUUUGGGGAGAAAUAUGCACAAGCCUUGACUUCAGGUGGAUUUUGAAAUCUCACAUUCAAAAGCCAUGAUGGUCUUGGACAUUAUACAAUACCCAUGGAGAUGGAUGAAGUCUGUAAUUUCUUGGUAUCCUGGUUGGGACUUGAAUGUGUAUUAUGGAUCUAG
Spinacia oleracea (spinach) is the source of this 411-nucleotide messenger RNA. Its product is annotated as acyl-protein thioesterase 1-like. The record is from RefSeq and is a predicted model, not a curated record. Lineage: Eukaryota; Viridiplantae; Streptophyta; Magnoliopsida; Caryophyllales; Amaranthaceae. Gene Ontology annotation, molecular function: hydrolase activity.